GUAAUAAGACGCUUAAUGAGUCUUCUUUCUCGUGGUGCUCAAUUGGAGGCCGCAGCCGAAGCAGCGCUGAAACAAGCGGAAGGGGCUUCGCGUGCAGCCAAGACCCUGAUGGCAAGUUUUCAUUUAUGUUUGCAUUUGCAAGUACCUUUUUUUCGAUCUGUUUGUGUAAGUCGGAUUGGCAUCGUUUUGAUUUGGCAUGUGCUGAAAAAAAUUUGA
Anisakis simplex (herring worm) is the source of this 216-nucleotide messenger RNA. Lineage: Eukaryota; Metazoa; Nematoda; Chromadorea; Rhabditida; Anisakidae. The record is from the annotation of a GenBank genome assembly.